UUAAACGUGAAUUUAACUUGUUUGAAAACGUGAAGAGAACGUCGUGAAUAAAAUGGCUGACAAAGUUGAAUCUCCAGCUGCACCAGCGGCAGUGGCAACACCUAAGAAGGCUACAUCUCCCAAGAAGGCUGCUACUCCGAAAACAAAGAAACCUCGUGUCACUGCGAAGGCAACUCAUCCUCCUGCAUCCGAAAUGGUUCUUGCAGCAGUCCAAGCUUUAAAGGAAAAGAAGGGCUCUUCUCUUCAAGCAAUCAAGAAGUACAUUGUUGCAACAUACAAAGUUGAUGCUGACAAACAAGCUAUUUUCAUCAAAAAGUAUCUAAAAUCGGCUGUUGCCAGCGGAGCUUUGGUCCAGACUAAAGGAUCGGGUGCUGCCGGAUCCUUCAAGUUGCCUGUGGGUAAAACUGAGGCCAAACCAAAAUCUACAAAGGCUGCUGCAAAAGCCAAAUCAGCAUCAAAGGCAAAGAAACCAGCAUCCCCAAAGAAGGCUCCUAAAGCCAAAAAGGCUGUUGCUGAAAAGAAAAAGUCUACAAAAGUUGCUGCGAAACCACCUAAGGCAAAAACCGCCACCAAACCUAAGGUUGCGAAGGCUGUCCCGAAAACGGCGAAGGCAGCUUCUCCCAAAAAGAAGGUUGCAGCGAAGAAAGUUGCAAAGAAGUAAAUUCAAGGAAAAUAUUAUUUGUUGUAAUAUUUUCAAGAUCAUGCACAAUCGGCCCUUUUUAGG
Messenger RNA from Belonocnema kinseyi, 724 nucleotides. RefSeq names its product histone H1C-like. Gene Ontology annotation, biological process: negative regulation of DNA recombination; chromosome condensation; nucleosome assembly. The record is from RefSeq and is a predicted model, not a curated record. Gene Ontology annotation, cellular component: nucleosome; nucleus. Lineage: Eukaryota; Metazoa; Arthropoda; Insecta; Hymenoptera; Cynipidae. Gene Ontology annotation, molecular function: double-stranded DNA binding; nucleosomal DNA binding; structural constituent of chromatin. The transcript has a single exon. The coding region runs from base 53 to 661 and encodes 202 amino acids.